AUGGAUCCAGCCUCAAGAUCUCCCGAGCUUCUAGAUCGCGCUGCCUCCGCUGAAGCAAGCACGACCCGGCCAAACCCAUUUGAUGACAGCGAUAUCUCGUCUCGCAAACGCCGGCGCACUUCUCUCUCCGGGUCUCCUGCAAAUUCUCUCGAUGCAACAAAUCCCAUUCACGACUCCUCCAGCUCCACCACUCUCGACACCGAUCCUGCCUUGCCUCGACCUGGCUCAGCUGCGGACUCUCCAACAGUUCCUGUUGCGCCUGAGACCCCCGAGUCAGGCUCUCACAUUUGUGAUCCUCCUACAGAACCUCCAUCCAGCAUGGUCACUCUCAACCUCAGAAAUGCGACCCAGAAAGAUUCUUCUUCGUUACCAUCUUCCCCAACUACUGCGGCUCGGCCAGCUGUGACUGAAAAUUCGACUUAUGCUGUCAGCGGCAAUGUUCAAGAGAGUGUUGAAGACUCUGAGGUCGACAUGAUUCAAGCUCCUCAAGACGAUGAUAUCUCACGGCCAAGUUCCUCGCAGUCUGCAACCCCGCCAAUCGAGGUUGUCUCCAUACAAUCUGAUGAGGAUAUGAUGUCCGACUACCAAAGUACUGGUCUUUCCUUGGUCGAGAGUGACCUUGUAGCAAUUGAUCCAGUUAAUGAAUUUCCUUUCAAUGAGCCCAAUGAGUCACUGGAAGGAAUGGCGGCGCGGCUCGCAAACUACCUUGGAGCACAAUCCUCAAUCGAUCCAUUGGUCAUUCAUAAACUGCAGCAAUGGCUAGACCAAUAUCUCGAAUACACUGGGAAUGUCGGUAGACAAACAGCAAUGAGAUCAUGCCGUCUAAACGUUCCUUUCUGGGCCACCCUCCCACGCAUCAUUCCAGCAAUGGCUUUCCGCCGACCUCCACUUUACGAAGACGAAACACUUGGGGAACUCAGUAAUGCUUUGUUUGCAAGUUUCGCCAAACUAUCAGCUUGGUUGGUCGGGCAAGACAUCCUAGCCAUCAAGGAAUUCAUGGUAGAUCAGGAAUCGCAGGGACGGCAAAUACCCGAACUCUUGUCUCCGAUUUAUCUUCAUCAUCUCCAUUCGAUAACCAUACCACCGCGACUCAGCGACAGUCAGGCCGAUCAGGUUGCAGUUAUGUCCUCGUACUUCGUCAGAACCUAUCAAAAAAAUUCAAGUGGAAGCAUUGGCAGUCUUUUGCAGCUGACUAGAAGCUUGGCAGAACUCAUUCCUAGUUAUCCUCGUUUGACUAACGAUUUGGCAUCGUUUUGCCAAAUGGCGUCGGAUAUCAUGUCUGACACUCUCAACCCACGCAUUCCUAACAAUAAUUCGAUCUUCAAACAGGAACUCGAGAACGGAUUCGCUCUGUACGAACUAAUUUGUAGGAUAUUUGAUGAUAUGAUCGAGAAAAAGCCCUCGCAACUAUUCGCGGAUAACAUCCUCAGGGGUGUUUCGGCUUUGUCAGAUAUGAUCAAGACAGUCCUCAGAUGCGGCCUCCCUAUUGCAAGCCGUCUACUUCAAGAGCACCAAAAAUCCUUUCCUGCAGUCUCCCAAGACUACGCUAUCGAGGCAAUUGCUCUCAAGCGUCGCUUUGAAACCUUCAUCAAACUCCUUCGGUCGAGCCAGAUGCAACUUCGAUUUCAAGGAACGACACAAAUGUGCAGAGAACUUGUCGAGUGUUGGAGAAUUCACUCCGAGCAAAAUGACAACGAUAGCCCAGCUUAUAUUGAACAUAUUGCCGAGUAUUUAAUCGGAUCCGGGUUCAUCAACUACUUUCUAGGCUCUAAUUGCCACCCUGAGAUUACCGUUGAGGGCGCCAACAUUGUCGGGUUCAUAAUAGUGACCAGGAACUAUCGCAAGGAGCAUGUAGAUAUGAUAUGGCAAGGGAUCACGUCUGGAGAAGAUCCUCGUACAGUCGACGCCCUGGCGCGUAUGGUGAUUAAUAUUGCCCAUCUCUUUGACAUCGAAGGCCUACUGGCUCUUUGCGAAAAGUUCCAGACACUCCCUAUAGAUGCCUUUACGCCCACUAUCCGAUUGCUUUGGGAACAUGUCAUGAAAUCUAUGACAGAGAGGCUUGCAAUAGAGCAGCCCCUUGGAAUCCAGCCUUACAGCCUUUGUCUGCGGCUGUUGAGGGAGUCCUCUGUCCCCACAGGCGGAUCGCAAUCCGUGUCACCUGAAAUGCAGCAAGCAACAGUGCAUAAACUCCAGGAAUUGUUAAGAUACGGACCGACCCAUGAAGGACGAGAACAAUUAUACCUGAGCUGUCUUGAAGAUAUUGCAAACAAGUCUGCCACCACCCUAGGCAGUCUUUUCUUUCUCUCCAUAACGAUCCGGUCAAGAGUUAUGGCCACCGAGCUACAUGAACUAGUGGAAGAACACGACUUCACGAGACUUCUUGUAGAAGAAUUGGAGCAUGCUAUCAAGGUCGGGCGAGCAAUGGAUGCUCAGAUGGUACUCGCCUCGCCCAUUUACCAGCCUCGAAGGGAAUUCAUUGCCGUCAUUAUCCAAUUGGAACCACAAACCAUCACUCAGGAGCUCGGUUUCAAACUCUGGGAGAUGCUUGUCGGUUCUCUCUCACUCUCAGUGGAAGACAGGAGAGCCGGGUGGGACAUACUGAACACUCUCAACCGGGGGGGCAACUUUGACAUUCACACGAAUCAUUUUCUCCGGACUUGUCUACUUCACUUUCUCCCAACUCUUUCCACUGAGUAUUUCUGUGAAGGUAUGCUGGAAUUUCUUCUAGCCGAGAUCAUGCCCCGUCUCAAUGAAAAAUCGGACCUUGCGCUCGAUGACCAGGAAGCGGUCAACAAAAGUGGUAUUGAACAAGUUUGGCGCAUCGCUCUUGAAGCCGAAGAUGAAAAUUUGGCUGAAAGGUCUCUCCGAGUCCUUACAAAAGAUAUCUACAUCGAAAACGAGUAUAUUUCCUCCGGCCCCGCACAGCGAACGCAGUUGAUCCACCUAGCUCUGGUUGGCCGAUGUUUAAACCAGUUGAAAGUUGCCGCGAAAGACCUAGAGGCCUUGAGCUGUAACUCUCAAGGUGGUGAUGAUGGGGACAUGGCAUUUGUUACCAAAGGUCAGAAGUUACGAGGAAAAGAAAGGAUAUUUGUCCGUUCCUUGAAGUUUCUGCGGUACAUGCUGGAUGCUCAUCGUUCGAAACCACACUUGUCCACACCCGACUUGAGAACGUUGAUUUCUCAAGCACCAUAUGCUGUUCAGGGUGACUCAGCGGAACUCAAGUAUCAGUGUUUUGAUGGCAACCAGCAGACUGACAUCAAACCACUUUUGAUUGGAAAAGGAAAUACUGCAGCUUCCUUGCUCGCCAGCCUCCGUGAAGAAACCGGAUUCGAAAACUAUCGGAUCUACUAUAGAGGCCAGCCAUUCCUACCACGUGAGACCGACAUAUGCAAAUCUCUCAAAGAUCUCCGCGUGCAUGACGGUCUUAUACUGGUCAGACGUGAAGAAUCUGGUCCAACUCUCUCUAAUCGGGUUACACCUGGUGCUUCCUCGCUCGAAAUUGAAAUCUCUGCUCAUUUUGAUGAGAUAUGGGAAUACUUGAGCAUGAAAGAUUCACUCGCAGAAGAAAUCUUCACCUUCCUCACCCAACUACCGACAGACGGCCGUCUCUCGAAGUUGAUCGACAACGAACCAGCGACGUACAAAGAUGUCUUCCCGCCAGGGCAGCCUUUCAAGUCACUUUACGCUGUACAUGCGUUGCUCAAGUAUAUCAAAACUCUCUCUAGUAACAUUAACAGUGAUGGCAGUCAGAACGACACAUUUUCGCCUCGUUCUGUCUCGUACUUUAAAGCUCUGAAGACAGCCAUGUCCUUGGUUGUACAUGCUAUCUCAGACAAGGACGUCUUUGAACAAGCAUCAACGUUCAUACGACUAAAGCUCACAACAAGCUUGCUUCAAGCAUGCAAACAGUUUCAUGAGAGAAUUAGCGCCUCAGAACCAUCGGCCAUGUCGAAGAGUCUGGUUAUACCAGAUCCAGAUCGACUGGUCGAAAUCCUGUUGUAUGCCGCAGAUUAUCCUGGAGAGGCGCCUUCAUUUGCCGUACACUUGGCACUUCUUCUUUGUCAGCGACUAAGCGCCGUGGACAGCCAAUUUUGGACAAAACUUAGCACAAACCCAGGCUUUGGACGAGUCCUACGCUGUCUUCUACUAACCGAUCACCGUCAGGCCAUUAGAGCACGUUCGAUCAAGGUUAUCCAAGAGUUCUUCAAUGUUGUAGAGCAUGCAGCUACCGGUCAUGCUUCCAUCAGCACCCAUAAUGGUUCAGUAGCAACAUACUUCUGGGUCGUCACCAAAGAUCUCAUAUCGGAGGCAGCUAGCUUUCCGCAUCAGUGCGAAGAGCUAUUCCGUUUAGCUUACUUCCUGCUGGCCAGAAUCAGCAAGCAAGCGCCUGAAGUAGUGAACAUUGCAACGCUGGCGGCUAAAACCAGCCAACUUCUGCUAGAGCAUACAACAACUGAGACCAUAGAAUCGCCCGAUGUCGAAGAUAUAUUAGCAAGAGGCUCAGCGUCUCUCUUGCAUCUUUGUCUGCAGUUGGACGCCACUGUUGCCUUAUUUGAGGUACUCCCUAGGAACCUUGCUACGUCAUUAUUCUGGAAGCAGUUAUAUCCCAGCAAGUGUCUACCAGGCGGAAAGUCUGUGCCUAAAGUAAUCCUUAAUGGAGAAACUCGGUCCAAGCUUUGCGAAGUGGUGUCCUAUCUUGUAAAGCAUGACCGAGACGAGUUUCAAAUGGUUCUAGAAGGACUUGGCCAGCAAGUGCCAUUUUAUCAAGAUGAUGAAGAUAAUCCAUACCUAUACGAGCUAUCCUACCACUUCGAGCGGUCCAGAGCACUCCGUGCUCCAUGCGGCUACGCAGGACUGCAGAAUUUGUCCAACACCUGUUACCUGAAUUCAUUGAUGACGCAGCUAUAUAUGAACACUGGUUUCCGGUGCUUCGUGCUCAGUUGCCGCGUUCGCUACCCUGAAACUAACCAGCAACUCCUUGACAACACCCAGAAAUUAUUUGGCCAUAUGCAGGAGAGCUACCUUCGCUAUAUUGACCCGACUAACUUUGUUAAUUCCAUCAAGACAUACGAUGACACUCUAAUUGAUAUCCACAACCAAAUGGAUGUCGACGAGUUUUACAAUCUUCUUUUUGACCGUUGGGAGAAUCAGCUUCUCGACCAGGACGAAAAGAGAAGAAUGAAGUCGUUCUACGGUGGACAGCUGGUGCAGCAAGUGAAGUCCAAAGAAUGUGAGCACAUCUCUGAGCGCCUCGAGCCCUUUUCCGCCAUCCAAUGCGACAUCAAAGGGAAAAGCACACUAGAGGAAAGCCUACAGGCUUAUGUGGACGGUGAGAUCAUGGAAGGAGACAACAAGUACAAAUGUUCAACGUGCGACCGCCAUGUUGACGCGGUAAAAAGGGCCUGUAUCAAAGACGUCCCGGAAAACCUCAUCUUCCACCUGAAGAGAUUUGAUUUCAACCUACGUACCCUUCAGCGCAGCAAGAUCAAUGACUAUUUUUCGUUCCCAAGUCGAGUCGACAUGCGGCCAUACACCAUCGGACAUCUCAGUAACCCAGACAGUGAUAGCGAGGAGGAUAUUUUUGAACUAGUUGGUGUGCUUGUUCAUUCUGGUACCGCCGAAUCCGGACACUACUACUCUUUUAUCCGCGAGCGCCCUUCCUCCGCUGAUCGCCCAAGCUGGGUUGAAUUUAACGAUGACAUGGUAACUCCAUGGGACCCAGCGGAGAUGGAACAAAAAACGUUCGGUGGUGCGGAACGUCCUCUCCAUGACCCUAACGGCCUUGUGUACGACAAGAACUACAGUGCAUAUAUGCUAUUCUAUCAGCGCGCUUCGUCCCUGCGUGCUGAGCAGGAAACUAUGAUGAGUCUUAACAUUUCUACACCUCUCCGUGUCGAGGUGCCGGACGAGCUCAAAGAUCAUACCAGGGUCGAAAAUACAGUUAUCCUCCGCCGCCACUGUAUCUAUGACGAGACGAGCACUGGGCUCGUUCUGACACUGUUCCGUCAAUCACUACUGCACUGUGGCCCUGUGGAUGCAACUGUUACUCGCCUGAGUUCUAACGACUUCAUAUGCAAAUUUCAGCAGGAACAUGGGCUCCAGAAUUUGGCCAUGCGAACGCUACUUGGCCAUCUGGACCAAGUUGUCACGAGAACAAGGGACAUUCCAGAUUUCGAUUCAUAUUAUAGAAGUCUGAUGGGCGCGAUCGCAUCUUGCCCUUAUUGUGCCUUUGCAUUCUACAGUUACUUUGAUGAUUACCCCAACGCACUUCGCAUGAUGCUCCAACGCAACCCAGAUCAGAGAGUGCGAAGCUUCACCUGCAAAGCUCUGGUUACUGCACUCAAGAAAAUAGCAGAGGCGUUUCCCAAUGUCUACGACCCACAAGAGUCAUACAGCCCAGUCUCUGGAUCCGAUGAAAAUGAAGACCUUGAUCGGCAUGACAUUUCUCACCGCUCUGUCAUUGAUCGAGUACUGAUUGUUUUCGAUCAUCUUUGGAAGUACUUCCACAUCCACAUCAGGGCUUGGGACGAGUAUUUUGGAGCAAUUCUAGGCUUUGCUGAAUUGGGCCAUCGUGAGACUGGGCGUGUAUUGGCUGCAGACUUUCUGGUAAGGACUAUUAUGAUCAUAUCGGCCGACCCUCUACAAGAACUCACUGGAGUCUGGGACAAAAUGCUUGCCAGUGUUAUUCGACGAAACAAUAGUCCAAAACCCCCUUCGUAUGCAUCAAUCAUUGCCCUUGUCCUGCACUUGAUAAACGAGAUGAAAUGGAAACUUGGGCCUGACGCAAUCGAAGAGGAUCCGGCAGAGCGUCUUACACAAACAGAGCCAUUCAGUUGGACAUCGCGUGAGAUAUCUCUUAUUUUCAGUGGUUUGGACACUGCCUCUCAUGAUAGCCUAUUUGUCGAAAAGCUUCUUGCGCUUGAUCAGGCACCGGCAUCCAGCGACGCUAUCAUCCGCCACUUGGUACAAUUGGAUGACAAAGUUGAUGACCGAGUCCUUUCAACACUGAAACAAUGUCUUCGUGGCGAAACCUCAACGCAGGCUAUGGAUCCGUUCUUGCGGGCUGCCAUUCCCUACAUCGAAAGUACCAACAAUCUCAGCAACGCUUUGGAAAUAGUGCAACAUAUGUUCACACAGGUGAGAAGUCUCCAGAACAAUGAGGGUGUGUUUUUCGUACGCUUCUACAUGGUAGCGGUGAAGCUUCAAAGAGAAGACGAAGAACUUGCCAGGGCAGUUCGCGCGUGCAGCCUUGAGCAAGUGCCAGAAUGGGUACCUUUCCUUCUCGCGUGGCCUGAUCAGCGAGUGCGGGCCACCACAAAAGAGUUUCUCGAUAACGCCCUAUUCGAUAACCUGAAGGAUCGCAGCCCGGUUGACGGUGAGAUUACCCGGUAUGACAGAGAUGCCAUUGAGGAGACGGCAAAGCAGGUCGGAAUCGCAUGUCUCGAGUACCUCAAAGACCACCACGUCCGCAGACGAACCAACGUCGGUCGAGAAAUUGCGACCGAGUUCCUGGAUGUGAUUGAGCAAUGCAGUGCGGUAGUAGAUAUGGACUCAAGUGAGCAGAGUAAUAUAGACAAGAGGUUCCGCAAACUGCAGGAUGAUGUGAUCGAUCCUUUGCGCAAGCUUGUUGUUGAUGACAUGGAAGACGACGGGACCGGUAUGUUACAGUCAUUCAGUGACUCUGAUACAGUCAUAGCAGACUUUUGGUAA
Molecule: messenger RNA, 7710 nt
Organism: Fusarium venenatum
Lineage: Eukaryota; Fungi; Ascomycota; Sordariomycetes; Hypocreales; Nectriaceae
Biological process (GO): protein deubiquitination
Cellular component (GO): cytosol; nucleus
Molecular function (GO): cysteine-type deubiquitinase activity
Source: RefSeq, a predicted model, not a curated record